Messenger RNA from Nematolebias whitei (Rio pearlfish), 4095 nucleotides. Its product is annotated as microtubule-associated protein 2. The transcript is spliced from 13 exons. NCBI's taxonomy places the organism in Eukaryota, Metazoa, Chordata, Actinopteri, Cyprinodontiformes, Rivulidae. Gene Ontology annotation, molecular function: microtubule binding. Gene Ontology annotation, cellular component: neuron projection. Gene Ontology annotation, biological process: neuron projection development; microtubule cytoskeleton organization. The coding region runs from base 143 to 4045 and encodes 1300 amino acids. The record is from RefSeq and is a predicted model, not a curated record.
AGUUCUGGGUGUGAAGAGGAAGCAUGCAGACGUUUGAACAUUAAACUUCGAGGGCAGUUCAACACUUCUGCUUCCAUAAUCAGUGGAGCGUUUUUAUUCUCAGACCCAGCAGGUGACCGGUUCCCUUCCCCGGAUUCCCAGCAUGGCAGACGGCAGGCAGCCAGACGAGCACAGGGCUUCCAACGGCCAGGAGAACGGCGAGAAUGGCUACUCUGCCUACAGCUACAGGGAGAAUGGGUACCAUGGUGGGGCAGCUGCACACCCUGGAUCGACAGUGGAUGACUCGGCCAAUUUGCCUCCCUCCCCUCCUCCCUCUCCAUCCGCUGAGCAGAUUGGGCCCGUGGCACAAGCUCAGCCAGAGGAGAGCAAGGCGUCCUGUGAGUCGGAGAGGAAAGAAGAUGCAAGUCAUGUGAUACUGCUACAUGAAAAAACUGAAGAACUUGCCUUGGUUGAAUCCCCUCUUCCAUCCAUGGAAGAGAAGUCUCUUACUGAAGCUUCAGUGAAACAAGCUGACCAAGAAACUGUUGAAAACUCCAAGCUUUUAGAGUCUACAGAAAGUCUACAAACUGAAGACGUAUCAAGUCUCAAGACUGAAGAAAAUGUGGACAUAAUCUUACCAAACAAAUCAGAAGCCCUCACGAAUGAAAGCAAAGAAAAAAUAGAGAUAGUUCAAGAAAUGGUUAAGGAUGACCACGAUGAUUGCGUUCAUAAAGCUGAACCAAGUCAACAAACACAGCAACUAAAAACUAUAUUUGAUAUGUCAGUAGAGCAGUGCUCUGGAUCAAAAACUUACUUUGAAACAACCUCAGAAAGCCAAGUAGAGGAGUUGUCCCAGAGCUAUUAUGAACUCAGUUUAAAAGCAGAGACAAAGUUAAGUGGAGAACAUGAAUGUAACGUGGAAAAACUUGAACAGGAAGAGGAACGAGGCAGGACAAAUCCCAGUAAAAUGUCAUUAAAGCAGAGGAGUUUGUCCCUGAACAUUACCAGUGAGUCUUCAGUGGAACCGAAGGCAAAGGCAGACAAAUCAAGAACCUUUUCAGAUAACUUGUGUACAAUUGGCGGUAGCUUUGAUGAAUCAGAAGUUUCUCCCUCGACUCCACUUGUCAAGAGUUACACACCGGAGUUUGCCCCAACAGUCUCUGUUACUCCAACAUCUACUACAUCAAGUGAAGAGAUCCCAUCAAAACCAGAAGCACCUUCUGGUGAGCACAUAUCUAGUUUUGAACAAUCAGAAAGCCUUUCUGAGAUGUUGGACCUGGCAGGAGUCCUACCUCGGCCAUCAUUAGAGAGGAGAGAGGUUGACUACAUAAGACGAAAGUCAGUCCCUGCCAAUGUAUACGCUCUUGCAGGGAGUUCGUUGGACAAGUUUGCCAUGGCAGAUCAAACAAUGAAAGUGGUCGCAGAGGAACAUCAGCUAGAAGAACUUGGCUACUGUGUGUUCAGUGAGUGUUCAGCACCAAUGCCUUCUCCUGCUGAUCUACCCAACACUGAGGACUGUUUGCACCAGUGUUUCCCCUCCUUGCUGUAUGAAGUAGGAAGAGAUCUUGGAGUCUUGGAAGAGAAAGGUAUUCAGCAGCAAAGAGAUCAAAAGGAAAGUGCCACAAAGAUUUCUCAAAAAACAGUUUCAGACAAGAAAGAUUCACCUGUAAAGACCAGCCUGAUUCUUGAAAGAGCUGUGACAACUGGUAUGAAACCAGAUCGCUUACGAAUCCCAAUGACAGCUUCGAAAGACAGACUUACUGAAUUUCGUCUUGAGACUGGCCUGCCUGGGGACAUAAAAAUCCAAGCAAUCCCUGAGGUCGACAUUGAAAAAGACCCUUCUAGAGAAGCUUCUCCCAUCCCACCCGACAAUUCAUUUACCUUCACUCCAACAGAAACUGGAAGUAAAGUGCCUCUCACCCUUGUUACCCUGAAGUCCCCAACCAGCAUAUCCCCAACUAAAGUUCAUUCAGAAACCCAAGUCUCUGGAGAAAGGGAAAUGAAAAAAGACGUAACGGGUAAGACUUAUGAUUCUGAGGGCCUUGAUAAGAGUUCAGGUUUAGACAAAGAGAUGAUUGGUCUUGAUUUAAAAGGUCAAGAAGAAAAAGACAUUAAACAAGACAUGACCAACAUAGGCAACCUUUCAACAUCAUCUCAGGCGUUACAAUAUAGCAUGGAGGAAAAAGAAGAUUGUAAGAUUCGAGCACAUGCAAAGUCUUCAAGAUUAGAAGGAGUGGAAACACAAGAGACCUCAAACACUGAUCAGACUUCAGGCACAGAAAAGCCCCUAGAUGCAAAGUUCCAUCCACAAGAACUGACUUUGACAAAAGACCUACCAAAAUUACAACUAUUUUCACCAAUCAUUAUAAUACCUCAGUCACAAGUAGAAGAAGUUGAGGAAGAGGAUGAUAUUGAGAUGGCCGAAGAACCUCAAGAGAUAAUGGAAGAACCAGGGAAGCCUCUGCACCUCCAGGCAGAUGAACCAGAUAAAAGUCUGACUAAAGAGCUAAAAAAAGACAAAGUGAGGCUGAUGGUAGGCGAUCAGAUGCUGGACGAUGAUCCUUUGUCUGGAGCUGAAGAAUGGAGUCAUAGUGCCAUAAACAGUGAUGAUGGGGAGCCUGCAACAGACAGUUCACACCUGUCUCCAUGUUCUGACCAUGAUCUGCCACCUCAGACAGGAGAUGGCGCUGAAGCUGAAGACAUGGAGGUGGAUAAAAAAGAAAAAGGCAUAGAUAUGGACACGCUGAAAGCUGAAGAUGUACUGGAAGACCAGACAAAGGGGAAGAAAGAUGAAGAAGCAGAUUCUAGCGAAGGAGAUAAGGGAAAGGAAAAGAAAAUGGUGGAAGAAAGGGAUGCGGCUAAAGAGGAAGAACCAGUGAUUGUUCUGGAGGCAACACGUCAGACUGCUAACGAUGAAACCACUAUAGAUGUGUCCAUUCUUGAUACAGACAGUGGCUGGAUGGACUCACAAGAUGAGGAUAAAAGUAUCAUGACUGAGCAGAUCGAAGCCCUUCCUCUGACCAAGAGUUUUACCAGAACACCUGUGGUGGUGGACCGACCUGCGAAACGGGGUCCCUCCAAAGGACGGGGCCAUCCUAGCACUGCUGAUUGCAAAGUGUCACGCAAAAUGCUGAUCCACCGUCCACCAGCGGAGGAGAAGAUGAAGAAAAAAGGUUCCUUCGGCGUGAGGAGGGCUGACCAGAGUAAGGUGUCAGCCCUCCAAAGUCGCUCUCCGUCUCGAAAAAGUGGAGCUAAAGUGGCGGCCAGGCACCCUAGGCCCGUUCCGCUUCAUGGCUCUGUUAGACGCAAGGCCCCAGGUGUGGAUCACCACCCCCUCAGUGUGGCGCAGCAGUCCAGAGAGAGGCCUACUUCGCGGCAGAGGAAACAUAGCCCCACAAGGGCCGUUCUGUUAAAGAUGGCAGUGCAGCGCAGUGGGGAGUCCCCCCGCCCCGGGUCUGCCUGCGUACUUAAACGGAGCCCCCUUGUGGAGGCGGAGCUUUGCGAGGCCCGCUCCUCCUCUGCAUGUUCCUACCCAGCCCCUUUGCCAAACAAAUUGGCAGGGAAGGAGCGAGCGUACCGCAGCCCCGAGAAGAGGUCAUCCCUCCCCAGGCCAGCCAAGUCUCUGACUCGCCACAUCCCUGCUGCUGAACAAGAAGACAACAGCACCCCCUGCAGGCCAACCUCGAUCCGGACCGACUCCAGAGGGGACAGCAGGUCUGGAAGGGCCCCUAGUAUGGCAGGCACAGACUCGGCCCGGUCCCGGUCAGUUCGUAGUGGCGCCUCCACCCCAGGCUCAGCCGUGACACCCGGCACGCCCCCUAGCUACUCGUGCCGCACCCCGGGCUCGCGCACUCCAGGCAGCCACACGCCCAAGUCCUUCAGCGUCCUCCAGGAGAAGAAGGUGGCGGUGAUCCGAACACCGCCCAAGUCGCCAUCCUCUGUCCAGCGGCAGCUGAAGGUCAUCAACCAGCCUCUGCCCGACCUGAAGAAUGUAAAGUCCAAGGUCGGGUCCACCUCCAACCUCAAACACCAGCCGAAAGGAGGACAGGUAACAGCUAAAGGAUGAUUUAGGUGUUCUGAUUUGUUGUAGUAACCAGCAGUCAGCCAUAACUUUAA